GAUGUCCCAGGCCGGUGGCAGCCCCAGUGCCGAGGACACAGCGCCCUUUGUUGAGACACACUCGCGCACCCCGAGCCGAGGCAGCCAGAGAGUCGAGUGCAUCAUCUGCUACUCCUCCUAUGACCUGUGUGGCCGCCUACCCCGGCGGCUCUACUGUGGCCAUACCUUCUGCCAAGCCUGCCUGAAGCGCCUGGACUCCAUCACCAACGAGCAGCGCUGGAUCCCCUGCCCGCAGUGCCGCCAAAACACGCCCACGCCGCGCGGAGGAGUCACCAUGCUCGACCUCGACCUGGCCACCUUCCUUAUUGUCAAGGCUGACAAGGAGCAUCCCCGGGUGGCCAGCAGGUCCCAGCCUGACUCGCCCACCAAGGGCUCGUGCAAGGAGAAGGCAGUGACCCAGCAGCCG
This is a messenger RNA of Acanthisitta chloris (rifleman), 406 nucleotides long. Its product is annotated as RING finger protein 224-like. The transcript has a single exon. The annotation marks the transcript as partial. The record is from RefSeq and is a predicted model, not a curated record. NCBI's taxonomy places the organism in Eukaryota, Metazoa, Chordata, Aves, Passeriformes, Acanthisittidae.